UGAGGUGUAUUCCCACUUCUCCUCUCGCCUCCCCCGGACUGUUGAAUGUGUUUUAUAUCCCGCCGGCUGAAGAAGUCGUCUCAGCAGAUCUGUGGGUUCGGCGGUGGAUCCGUCCGACACCAGAACAGGGAGCAAAUGUCGAAGAAACGGAAAAGUCCUGACGAGCGGGAGCCUCUUCUGACAGGAUGCAGCGUGCAAGGCUUGACCGAUGAGAAAGUGAAGGCUUACCUUUCGCUGCACCCGCAGAUGCUGGAUGAAUUUGUUUUGGAGAGUGUGAGUGCGGAGACGCUGGACAAAUGGCUCAAGAAGAAGACCAGCAGCAGGCCUGCAGAUGACACAUCAGCUAAAGAAGUCAGCAGGUACCAGGACACGAACAUGCAGGGCGUGGUGUACGAACUAAACAGCUACAUGGAGCAGCGACUGGACACUGGAGGAGACAACAAGCUCCUGCUCUACGAGUUGUCCAACAUCGUCAAAGCAGCAACAAAAGCUGAUAGUUUUGCACUUUACUUCUUGGGAGAAUGCAACAAUAGUUUAUGUUUAUUCACUCCAAUGGGGGCCAAAGACGGCCAUCCAAACCUCGUCCCGUCCGGCCCCAUCGCAUACGGGACAACAAUCGCCGCUUAUGUUGCCAAGACUCGCAAAACACUGCUGGUGGAGGACAUCAUGGGGGACGAUCGAUUUCCCGACGGCACAGGGCAGGACUCAGGGAUCCAUGUUCACUCUGUCCUGUGCCUCCCCAUUAUCACUGCCAUCGGGGACCUCAUCGCCAUCUUGGAGUUGCAUCGGCAUUGGGGCAAGGAACCCUUCAACAUUAGUCACCAGGAGGUUGCAACAGCAAAUUUAGCGUGGGCAUCAGUUGCCAUUCAUCAAGUACAGACGUGCAGAGGCCUUGCCAAACAGACCGAGCUCAAUGACUUCCUGCUAGACGUGUCAAAAACAUACUUUGAUAAUAUUGUGGCAAUAGAUUCUCUACUUGAACAUAUUAUGAUAUAUGCAAAAAACCUGGUGAAUGCGGACAGGUGUGCACUCUUCCAGGUAGAUCACAGCAACAAAGAACUGUACUCUGACCUGUUCGACAUCGGGGAGGAGAAGGAAGGCAAACCUGUCUUUAGGAAAACAAAAGAAAUAAGGUUUUCUAUAGACAAAGGAAUAGCUGGCCAAGUAGCUCGGACAGGGGAAGUCUUAAAUAUCCCAGAUGCCUAUGCAGACCCACGGUUUAACCGAGAAGUAGACCUCAAAACUGGCUACACCACGCGGAACAUCUUGUGCAUGCCCAUCGUGAGCAGGGGGACCGUAAUAGGUGUGGUGCAGAUGGUGAACAAGUUAAGCGGAAGUGCCUUCACUAAAACGGACGAGAACAACUUUAAGAUGUUUGCUGUCUUUUGUGCUUUGGCCUUACACUGUGCAAAUAUGUACCACAGGAUCCGGCACUCUGAAUGCAUUUACAGAGUGACGAUGGAGAAACUGUCCUAUCACAGCAUCUGCACGUCAGAAGAAUGGAAGACUCUCACCCAGCUCAACCUCCCAGAACCCAUUUAUAAAGAAAUAGAAACCUUUCAGUUUGACAUCAGUCCCUUUGAGGAGAUCUGGCCGGCUGUUUUUAUCUACAUGGUUCAUAACUCCUGUGGACAGAACAGCUUUGAGCUGGAGAAGCUAUGUAGGUUCACCAUGUCCGUACGGAAAAACUACCGCCGUGUGCCGUAUCACAACUGGAAGCACGCGGUGACAGUGGUGCACUGUAUGUACGCCAUCCUUCAGAAAACAACCGGGACCUUCACGGAGCUGGAGAAGAAAGGUUUGUUGAUAGCCUGCCUGUGCCAUGACCUGGACCAUCGAGGGUACAGCAACGCAUACCUGCAGAAGUUUGACCACCCACUGGCUGCGCUGUACUCCACCUCCACUAUGGAGCAGCACCACUUCUCUCAAACCGUCUCCAUCCUGCAGCUGGAAGGGCACAAUAUUUUCUCCAACCUGAAUUCCAGCGAGUACGAGCAGGUGCUGGAGAUCAUCCGGAAGGCCAUCAUCGCCACCGACCUCGCCCUGUACUUCAACAACCACCAGCAGCUGACGGAGCUUCUGACAGUGGGCGCGCUGGACUUCAACAACUACUCGCACAGGGACCGUGUGAUUGGUCUGAUGAUGACAGCAUGUGACCUGUGUUCUGUUACUAAGCGGUGGCAAGUCACACGGCUCAUCGCUAACGACAUCUACGCCGAGUUCUGGGCUGAGGGGGAUGAGAUGAAGAAAAUAGGAAUUCAGCCGAUCCCCAUGAUGGACAGAGACAAGAAGGAUGAGGUUCCUCAAGGCCAAGUUGGCUUCUACAACUCUGUUGCAAUUCCAUGCUUCUCGACUUUAUCAGAGCUCUUCCCUCCGUCUGGUGCUCUUUUAAAAGCCUGCAAGGAGAACCUGAACCAUUGGGAGCAGAUCGCGCGAGGAGAGGAGGAGGACAUCAUGCCCAGCCGGCCCUCUGAAUCAGGUCCCGUCAAGGUGGAUAACUGACGACCAAAGGGGGGCUGCUGGCCCUGCAAAGAAUCCAAACCGAAUCCUGCCACGCUCCUGAGACUUCGACAGGGGUGACGAC
Nematolebias whitei (Rio pearlfish) is the source of this 2584-nucleotide messenger RNA. It is a transcript of the gene pde10a, whose product is annotated as phosphodiesterase 10A. Gene Ontology annotation, molecular function: 3',5'-cGMP-stimulated cyclic-nucleotide phosphodiesterase activity; protein binding. Lineage: Eukaryota; Metazoa; Chordata; Actinopteri; Cyprinodontiformes; Rivulidae. The record is from RefSeq and is a predicted model, not a curated record. Gene Ontology annotation, biological process: signal transduction; negative regulation of receptor guanylyl cyclase signaling pathway.